AUGAUACAUCACUAUGAUGCCGAAACUAUGCAAUACUGUUUGUCCCCUGCUGAAGCAAAUAAACAAUCUGCACACUCAGCUCGCUCUGUGGAUGGUGGCGUACCUUCGGCGGAUAGCAAUAUUAUAAAUCUCGCAAUCACACCGUUUGCACGUGGCCAAGGAUUUUCCGCAGCUAAAGGAAGAAAUCUUGGCUUUGUGAACGAUGCUUCUCUUAACGCAAUUCCCGCGGGCAUUAACAAUGAGCUUACAAAUGUAGAUGCGCGAGGAUCAACGCUACAACCGAACACAGUGCUACGGGAUAGCUACGGAAAUCCUGUGACACCGUUUACUGACCUAGCAAAACCGGAACUGGAUUCAGUUGGUUUUCAAACAAAUGUGAAUCGAGACUCAAAUCUUCAGCCAUCAUCAAGUCAAGUCGCCAAAGUUGGGCAAUAUAACUUCAAAGUUCCUAGUUACGCGUCUGGCAUAAUAGAGCCUGUUGCGCAACCCAACUAUGGGUUACUACCACCAAACCCGUUUCUAGUACGGGCUCUUAACACGCAGCAACAAUUUUUACCAAAUGCAAAGAUCCCAAAUAUUGAGGAAGGAAAGAUUCUCUUCGCCCAGAAACCAGUCAACGGAUUAUUGCCCCCUUUGUUUCCGGAUCAAUUACCGCCGGUGUAUGAUGUCAAGGUAGGCACGGAACGGUCGCCAAUUUUUGCACGCGAUCCAUUCGAUGGUUCAUUGACACCGUCAUCUCUGCAACCUACGCGAAAACCAAACACACCGAUAGCAUCCGAUAAUGCAGUAGGAUUCAAAACCGACGUCAAUCAGCAGACAAACUUUCCACAACAAGGCUUGCCGACAGGAAUUCGAUUAUCGGGAUCUACCACUACUGUUUCUUCCAUCUUUCCUACUGUCUCUACUGGGAAACCUGUGGUACAAAAGUACAACGGAGGAUUCGGAGGACCAGCCGGAUUUCUUGGUAACCAGCAGAAUAUUGGUACUGCUUAUACAUCAACUGUGAGACCGAUUCUGUCUCAACCUGUCCCCUCCGCUCCACAACCACAGCCACCACGUCCACAGCCCGUAUUUACGACCCAAAACAGCUUUCCAACAACAGCUAGGCCGGAUAUGAAAUCUACAAUUCAAAAAUAUAUGGGCAGCUUUGGGGGAGCUCCUGGAUUCUUGGGAAAUCAAGCGAACAUAGGCACAGCUUACACAAAAGAUCCACAAACAUUCCCCGUUUCCAGUACCGUUGCUCCCGUCCAGCAGUUUCCGCCUGUGCAGCACGUUGGAUCCACUCAUCCUGCUUCUACCCCUGUCAACAGCGUUCCGGGACGACCUCAAGCUCCGAUUGUGCCACCAACGCCUAACCCAUUCAAUGUGCCAGUCAAUGCAAAUCCCGCCAGCCCAGGCUCAGGCGUUAGACCGAUGGUGCCCUCGACAUUUAUGGCUAAUCAGCAACCGGUGAAACCAGUACCCGUAACGAACAGCUUUAACGGUGGAAAUAAGUUUACGGGAAGCUUCGGUGGUGCACCAGGUAUUUUGGGUAAUCAGCAACGUCCUGGAACUAAUGUUAAUCCGGACGGUACCGUAUUUUCACCCGUCCAAUCACAAACAGGCCAAAAACAUCAGCAUCAACAGCAACCUUUAAAUCAGCAGUUCCAACAGUCAAAACCAAUCCCAGACACAUUUACCGGUAGCUUUGGUGGACCACCCGGCGUACUGCGUCCGUUUGAUAAUACUAAGGGGUAAUAUGGUUAUCUAUUAUAAAGAGGAUCGAAAAUGUAGUUUUCCAAAAUGGUAAGCUGGUAAAAUUUGAUUAUUGCUUAUUGCUGAAAGUAUUACAUGAGCAGAUCUUCAAUGAUCUUUUUCUACAAGAAAAGUCAUAUCAUUUUACUAUAGUACGUACUAUAUUCACUAAGAGUAAAGAAUGAUUAUAUCAUUAUUAAACCCUGCAUUUAAAAGGUGCAAAUUUUCAUCAUAUUACUCCACAAAAUUAUUAUUAAAUAAAUAAAAGUAAUAGUCAAAAAAUUAAACAUCAUAGUAAUUGAAUUGCACAGGUUACCUAGUUUUAUAAGCCAUCGGUAAUAUGACUAGAUGAAAACUUAUAAAAGUAUUAGCAAAUCGUAUUAGCAGAGACUGUGGUCGUUUAUCUGGUAGGUAUGGAUUUUUGUGUGUAUUUAUAAGCUGCGAGGCUUCAUAAUGUAAGGAUCCAUUAAAUUUUCAGUAACCUUCUGAGACUUUUGUGGAAUAUAACAUUAACAUUUACGUAUCAAAAUAAAUUACCCGACUCGUCGGAUCGAUUC
Molecule: messenger RNA, 2291 nt
Organism: Anopheles merus
Lineage: Eukaryota; Metazoa; Arthropoda; Insecta; Diptera; Culicidae
Exons: 4
Coding region: 1-1737 (578 amino acids)
Source: RefSeq, a predicted model, not a curated record